Messenger RNA from Podarcis raffonei (Aeolian wall lizard), 2059 nucleotides. RefSeq names its product oocyte zinc finger protein XlCOF6-like. Gene Ontology annotation, biological process: regulation of transcription by RNA polymerase II. Gene Ontology annotation, molecular function: DNA-binding transcription factor activity; RNA polymerase II cis-regulatory region sequence-specific DNA binding. The transcript has a single exon. The record is from RefSeq and is a predicted model, not a curated record. NCBI's taxonomy places the organism in Eukaryota, Metazoa, Chordata, Lepidosauria, Squamata, Lacertidae. The coding region runs from base 79 to 1569 and encodes 496 amino acids.
GUUUCCUUUCCCCCCCGCUCCUCCCUGUUGAAAGAAGACAAUGGAGAAGGCAGUCAAAAUUCUGGAGGGCCAUGUCCAAUGGGAAUAACAAAGAAACCAUAUAAAUUCAUGGAAUGUGAAAAGAGAGAGGAGAAACAAUUUGAAAGUAUGGAGUGUGGGAAGAGCUUCACUGACAGUGGAACACUUGGAAAACAUCAACGGACUCACACAGGAGAGAAACCAUUUAAAUGCAUGGAGUGUGGAAAAAGCUUUGGUUGGAGUUCAAACCUUCGUAUACAUAAACACACUCACACGGGGGAGAAACCAUAUAAAUGUAAGGAUUGUGGAAAGAGCUUCAGUCAGAUUGGACACCUUAGAAACCAUCAACGAACCCACACAGGGGAAAAACCAUAUAAAUGUAUGGAGUGUGGAAAGAGCUUCACCGAUAGUGGAACAUUUAGAAAACAUCAACGGACUCACACAGGAGAGAAACCAUUUAAAUGCAUGGAAUGUGUAAAGAGCUUCAGUCAGAGUAGAAACCUUAGAAUCCAUCAACGGAUUCACACAGGGGAGAAACCAUUUAAAUGUUUGGAGUGUGGAAAGAGUUUCAGUACAAAUAGAGGACUGAAUAUUCAUCAUAAAACUCACACUGGGGAAAAACCAUUUGAAUGUAUGCUGUGUGAUAAGAGCUUCACUGAGAGUAGAACACUUAGAAUCCAUCAUCGAACUCACACAGGGGAAAAACCAUAUAAAUGUAUGGAUUGUGGAAAGAGAUUCAGUCACAGUGAAACACUGAGAAAACAUCAAUGGACUCACACAGGGGAAAAACCAUUUGAAUGUAUGGAUUGUGGAAAGAGCUUCACUUACAGUGAAACACUGAGAAAACAUCAGUGGACUCACGCAGGGGAGAAACCAUUUAAAUGCAUGGAAUGUGGAAAGAGCUUUAUUGAUGGUACAGCACUUAGUAUCCAUCAUCAAACUCACACAGGGGAGAAACCAUUUGAAUGUAUGGAGUGUGGAAAGAGAUUCACUUGUAAUGGAACACUUAGAAUCCAUCAACGGACUCACACAGGGGAGAAACCAUUUGAAUGUAUGGAGUGUGGAAAGAGCUUCACUUCUAAUGGAGCAGUAAGAAGACACCAAUGGACUCACUCAGGGGAAAAACCAUUAAAAUGCAUGGAAUGUGGAAAGAGUUUUAUUGAGAGGAGAGACCUGAGAACCCAUUAUCAAACUCACACUGGGGAGAAACCAUUUAAAUGCACCGAGUGCGGAAAGAGCUUCAAUCGCAGUGGAACACUUACAAAACAUAAAUGGACUCACACAGGGGAGAAGCCAUUUAAAUGUAAGGAGUGUGGAAAGGGCUUCACCAAUGUUGGAAAUGUUAGAAGACAUCAACGGACUCACACAGGGGAGAAACCAUUUAAAUGCAUGGAAUGUGGAAAGAGCUUUAUUGAUGGUACAGCACUUAGUAUCCAUCAUCAAACUCACACAGGGGAGAAACCAUUUAAAUGUAAGGAGUGUGGAAAGGGCUUCACCAAUGUUGGAAAUGUUAGAAGACAUCAACGGACUCACACGGGAGAAACCAUUUAAAUGUAUGGAGAGUUGAAAGAGUUUCUUUCAGAGUGGAACCCUAAUUUCACACACAGGAAACUUAGACGACAUCAACAGACUAUUUGUUUGUCGGGGACAAGCAAAUAAUUGUAUGGAGUGUGGAAAGAGCUUCAAUAGAAGUGGAAACCUUAGCAAACAUCAGCGAACUCAAAAAGGGAAAACCACUUACGUAUAUGGAGCGUACAUAGAGCUUCAGUCCUGAUGUUCUUAGAAACCAUCAAUGGACUCGCAAGGAGGAAAAGCUUUAAGAGUUGAAACCCUACAAUCCACAAACAGAAAAAUCUAAAAUGGUUUGAAUGGAAGGAGUGUGGUGCUGGGAUGGAUGCUGGGAUGUUUUUGCCUCUACGCAUGGGUCUGGGAAUGUUCUGAUCAGUUCACAUUGAGUUCAGUACCCUGACCUGUUCUUAACGCAUUGUUGACCACAUCUACGGAACGCGAUUGUUAUGUUCUUUCAUGUCAUGCAAAAUCA